Molecule: messenger RNA, 312 nt
Organism: Cercospora beticola
Lineage: Eukaryota; Fungi; Ascomycota; Dothideomycetes; Mycosphaerellales; Mycosphaerellaceae
Source: RefSeq, a predicted model, not a curated record
AUGUCCGGCAGCAACAUGCAAGUCACGACUGCAUCAUCUCACAGCACGGCAGUGGAUAGGCUUGGAGGUGUGGUGGUCAUGCUCUCGUCGGCCAUUGGAAAGUCAAGAGGACGGGCUGAUGUGAAGCCAUUCGGUUGGGAAAUGCCAAGACAAGAGGAGCCGACUCACGUGAAUGACAUCAGGAAAAGUGAAGGAAAACCUGUUCACGGCGGAGGGAGGUGUUCCUGCUCAACCAAACGGGCAAAGGCCGCGCGGCCAAACCGUGGGAGCUUGCCUUUUGCCUUGCUGCUGCAUCAUGCACGGCGCCCGUAG